UUUAUUGUUUUUUUUUUUCUUGUUCUCUUGCGCCGGGAUUCCCGCAGCUUUAAUUUUUCCUUUUUGUACGUGGAGCGAUUGCUUUUUACCAUCUUUAAGUAGUUCUCCAUAUCCACCCAAAGCAAGCAUUCUCCCAAAAGAAAAGCAUAACAACUUACACAAUGGUUCAAAAACUUUACGUCACGUACAAUGAUGUACACAAGCUCUGCCAGGAGUCGGCUCCCCAGAUCCUCUCCGACUUCCAGCCUCAGCUGAUGAUCGCCAUCGGCGGCGGCGGCUACGUUCCCGCGCGGAUCCUGCGUUCCUUCCUCAAGAAACCCGGCAACCCCAACAUCCCCAUCCAGGCCAUCGGCCUGUCGCUAUACGAGCAGCUGUCGAGCGACUCGGUUGAGGAGGCGCCGGGCACAAAAGUCACGCGCACGCAGUGGCUCGACCUCAGCAGCCUCGGCGAGAUGAGCAACCUGCUCGGCAAGCGCAUCCUCAUCGUCGACGAGGUCGAUGACACGCGCACCACGCUCGAGUACGCCGUCAAGGAGCUCGAGAAGGACGUCGAGGCCGCCAGGGUCAAGGCCGGCUACGAGGGACCCAAGACCGAGUUUCAGAUCUUUGUAUUGCAUAACAAGAACAAGAACAAGAAGGGCACCCUGCCCCACGAGAUGUUGGAGAACGGAAAGUACAUGGCCGCGAGGACCGUCGAGGACGUGUGGAUCUGCUAUCCGUGGGAGGCCGCCGACAUUAAUGAGCACGACAGGCUAGCAAGCCUGCAGACGAAGGAGUAAAUAUUACUGCUUUGGUAUAUAUCACGAGAUAUUUACGAACGCAAUGCAAACUAAGGCGACAAAAUAGCAAGUGGUUCGAGUGACACCAUUUCGACGUAGCCUGGGAACUGCCGGCCAAACGGGAAGUAAUAAUUGCUUCAGCCUUGCAAAAGGAGGCUGUCUCCGGCUUUGCAGCGCUUGGUGGCGGCUUUUUAUCUUUUGCAGCACCAGAAUCAUACUUGUGCUAGCAUGUUCUCCUGUUAGCCUGCGAGUGGCACUUGCAGAAAGGGUUCCAUGUUGGUAUUUGGCUCGAAGUCGGAACAAGAUAGGGUCAUCAAGGCCAGUAUAUACACGAUGAAUUAGGUUCAGCCACCAGUUGUGCCCUCACGCUUGUGCUUCUCCUUUAGCUUUUUCUCCUGCUUCAUAAAUUCCCUGAUACCUACUGGAAUAUCCCGAUAGAGAUCAUCGCUCCAUAAAUCCUUGGAAAUCUUGACACCGUCUGGCUUUGCCUCUCCAACAUUCCAAUUAGUCUCGGAACCGCCACCAUCAUCAUCCAUACUGACGACGGUAGCCUGACUGGGACUGGGAGAGGGCUUCUUCGCGGGGGCUUUGCUGGGAGCGGGGGAGCUUGAAGCAGAGGCAGCAGCAGCCAGCCGCCUCUCUGCCUCGGCGUUGGCAGUCACCCACUCCUCCAUUUCCUCACGGAAAGCGUCCCAGACGCAAUUGACGCAGCCGCUCAUGCAGCAGUGGUCCGGCUCCUCGGGCUUGGGCGGCACCAGGACGCCGGCCACCAUCUUGCCCUUCUCGCGCAUCUGCCUCAGGCGCUCGGCACGCGCGGCAGGGCCGGCGAGCGCCGAGCCAAAC
Messenger RNA from Pyricularia grisea, 1622 nucleotides. RefSeq lists its product as uncharacterized. Gene Ontology annotation, cellular component: cytoplasm. Gene Ontology annotation, molecular function: hypoxanthine phosphoribosyltransferase activity. Bases 162 to 779 code for a protein of 205 amino acids. The transcript has 3 exons. Lineage: Eukaryota; Fungi; Ascomycota; Sordariomycetes; Magnaporthales; Pyriculariaceae. The record is from RefSeq and is a predicted model, not a curated record. Gene Ontology annotation, biological process: IMP salvage; hypoxanthine metabolic process; GMP salvage.